CCACCUCCCGUCAUACAUUAUAUGCGGAUUCUAUUGUACAAUCUAUUAUACAGAUCUCCACCCGGACGUCGUUUGUGGAAUUAUGAGUGAGAUUCGUAGACCUAGUAUAAUGGCAGAGGCUGUGGCCAAUGUUGCCCGGAGGGUCAAUGCAACAGUGGAGGAAGAGAAAGAUACUCUGGAUCUGUCAAACUGCAAACUGAUCAGUUUCCCAGAUGGCGUAUUCAGGGUCCUCAACAGCGUUGCAGAGAAGAUACACAUCGUCACGUUGGCUGACAAUGAGAUGAAGGGAGUUACUAGCAAAUUCUUCAAAACCUUCACUCAAUUGAGAGAACUGGACUUGCACGGCAAUGUAAUCACUAAACUGCCAGAUGUAGUUGGGGAGCUGGAACAUCUGACCAGCAUCAACUUGGCCAACAACAAGUUGUCUGUCUUCCCUGAGAGACUGACGGAGAUCCAGUCACUGGAAAGAAUCAACCUGGAAGGGAAUGACAUCACUGAAGUCCCCAUGGACAAGUUGCGCAUGCCAGCUCUGAAGUGUAUCAACUUGAAGUCAAAUCCUUUGGACAACAACUUGUUAACUGCCAUUCAACAAUUUCCUCAAACAUUUGAAAUUCAAAGUACAACAGACAACUAAGACCUCGUCUUCUUCUAAGAUGGACAUGUUAUCCACACCCAGAGACAAUACGAUUGCAUGCUGUGCCUUCAGACUUUUUCAAUAGUACAAAUUAGUUGCUUUUGAUUUCUUCAGAGAUUCAAUUGUUUGGCCUCUAUUUCAUUACAUUUUUCCCCCCCAUCAUGUUUGCUGUAUGGGAACUAUCAAACUUGAUGCCUCUCCAGACCAGAAACACGUGAGCCUACUGUAGUUGCUGCCAUUACUGAAAGUCCAUUUGAGUUGGGCUCAGUUCAGAGAUGACUAGAUGUUGCUGUUUACACUUUGCAGUAGCCUUUCCAGAGUGCACCAAGAGCUACACCUAGUACAUAGUCUUAUUAGCAAUGGCCUCAGUGUUUUCAUCAUCAAAGGAAUAGCAAUCAGGUGCUACGUCUUUUAUUUAAUAAUCUUCAACCUAUCAUCAUAACUGGAGAGAUGUGCUGUCCCUCCUUGUGUAGAGGACAACUAAAUCAACCUAUCAUCAUAACUGGAGAGAUGUGCUGUCCCUCCUUGUGUAGAGGACAACUAAAUCAACCUAUCAUCAUAACUGGAGAGAUGUGCUGUCCCUCCUUGUGUAGAGGACAACUAAAUCAACCUAUCAUCAUAACUGGAGAGAUGUGCUGUCCCUCCUUGUGUAGAGACAACUAAAUCAAGCUUCUGAGUUCUCUGGCGACACCCACUUUGUAGCUUCACACGCCCCUGUGAAUGGACUUACUUUACUCAUUUAGAAAACACUAAUAAAUAUUUUUAUUCCAAAUUU
This is a messenger RNA of Salvelinus sp. IW2-2015, 1409 nucleotides long. Its product is annotated as leucine-rich repeat-containing protein 20. NCBI's taxonomy places the organism in Eukaryota, Metazoa, Chordata, Actinopteri, Salmoniformes, Salmonidae. The record is from RefSeq and is a predicted model, not a curated record. Gene Ontology annotation, molecular function: protein binding.